Messenger RNA from Amaranthus tricolor (Joseph's coat), 1654 nucleotides. Its product is annotated as 3-dehydroquinate synthase, chloroplastic. Gene Ontology annotation, cellular component: cytoplasm. The record is from RefSeq and is a predicted model, not a curated record. Gene Ontology annotation, molecular function: 3-dehydroquinate synthase activity. The coding region runs from base 166 to 1509 and encodes 447 amino acids. Gene Ontology annotation, biological process: aromatic amino acid biosynthetic process. The transcript is spliced from 8 exons. NCBI's taxonomy places the organism in Eukaryota, Viridiplantae, Streptophyta, Magnoliopsida, Caryophyllales, Amaranthaceae.
AAUAAUAAAGGAGGGCGAUUCUCAAUUCUCACCAACCCCCGCGUGUAGUAGGAGAAGUUCAAUCUUCAUCUUCGUCCUCAAACAAAACAAAGGAGAUAAAAAUAUACACCUAACCUUCUCUUCUACUUUCUGCAUUUUUACUUCUUCCUUCAAUUUCCUACUUCCAUGGCGGCCUUAGCUAAUCCCUCUUCUCUACGUUUCUCGACCACCAAAGCGUCAAUUUCUAAGUCAACUCCUUCUUCGAAGUUCUUUUCUGGGACUUCCCUUAAGUUAGGUUCCUUGCAAGACUAUUCGGCCCCCGAUCAAUUACCACUCACUGCUCGCCCUGCCAGAUCGUCCAUUUACGCCAGCUCUACUCAGGUUACACCUGCUGUGUCACAGAGUAGUAAGAUGACGACUUCAUCUAGGGUUCCUUCCAUUGUUGAGGUUGAUUUGGGGAACCGUAGCUACCCUAUUUACAUCGGCUCUGGUCUUCUUGAUCAGCCCGAUCUACUUCAAAGGCAUGUGCACGGAAAGAGGGUUCUUGUGGUUACCAACACCACUGUUGCACCUUUAUAUUUGGACAAAGUUACCGAUGCUUUGACAAGGGAUAACCCCAAGAUUUCCGUGGAAACAGUCAUUUUACCCGAUGGAGAACAGUACAAGGACAUGGACACUCUAAUGAAAGUCUUUGACAAAGCUAUUGAGUCUAGGUUGGACAGACGGUCCACUUUCGUUGCCCUUGGAGGUGGUGUGAUUGGCGACAUGUGUGGGUUUGCUGCAGCCUCUUUCUUACGUGGAGUCAACUUCAUUCAAAUUCCAACUACUGUUAUGGCCCAGGUGGAUUCUUCAGUGGGUGGAAAGACUGGAAUUAACCACCCGCUGGGGAAAAACUUGAUCGGGGCUUUCUACCAACCUCAAUGUGUACUUAUCGACACUGAUACGUUAAAUACGCUUCCAGACAGAGAAUUGGCAUCUGGCCUCGCAGAGGUUAUAAAGUAUGGGCUAAUCAGGGAUGCUGAGUUCUUUGAGUGGCAAGAAAAGAACAUGGAUGCAUUGUUGGCAAGGGAUCCUACGGCCUUUGCUUAUGCUAUAAAGCGCUCUUGUGAAAACAAGGCCGAGGUUGUGUCUUUGGACGAGAAAGAAAGCGGACUCAGAGCAACAUUAAACUUGGGUCACACAUUUGGACAUGCAAUAGAAACAGGAUUUGGCUACGGCCAAUGGCUUCAUGGAGAAGCAGUUGCUAUUGGAACGGUCAUGGCAGUGGACAUGUCACACCGUCUUGGAUGGAUAGAUGAAUCAUUAGUAAAACGUGUUCGUAACAUCUUGAAACAAGCUAGGUUACCUACUUCAGCUCCUGAAAGCAUGACUGUCGAAAUGUUCAAGUCCAUCAUGUCGGUCGAUAAGAAGGUAGCUGAUGGCGUGUUGAGGCUCAUUCUCUUAAAAGGCCCCCUCGGAAACUGUGUAUUCACUUCAGAUUAUGAUCCACAGGCGCUGGAUGACACUCUUCGGGCUUUUAGCAAAUCCUGAUUCAUGAUGUUAGUACAUAUAUACAUAGCUGCUAUUUUUUUGUAUCUGAUGGGUGGUUACUGCAGAAAGUAGAACCACCCAUCAACUGUAUGAAUUAUUUGUUUGUUGGCUGUGAAAUGAAAUAUCUGAUAGAGAAAUGAAGUAA